Molecule: messenger RNA, 2814 nt
Organism: Sarcophilus harrisii (Tasmanian devil)
Lineage: Eukaryota; Metazoa; Chordata; Mammalia; Dasyuromorphia; Dasyuridae
Gene: CBLN4
Product: cerebellin 4 precursor
Molecular function (GO): protein binding
Source: RefSeq, a predicted model, not a curated record
GUUCUGCAUGAGCUCCUUAAAGGACAAAGGUAACAGAGGGAGCGAGAGAGCUAGAGGGAAGACUUUGACUUUAAACCACAGAAUUGGUGGAAGUGUGUGCUACGCUGCUGCUACUACUGCUGCUGCUGCUGCUGCUGCUGCUGCUGCUGCCACCGCUGUUCCGGCUCCCGCUCCUGCACCCGCUCCUGCUCUUGCUUUUGGUUGGUUUAAAAGCUCCCGGGUCCGGGAAGGUAGUGAGCUAACGCUGGGGAGCGCCUGCCGGCUGCAGCCGAGGUCGCUCAGGAUGGGCUCCGGGAGCCAGGCGCUGUCCAUGGUCCCAGCCGUUCUCCUAGCCCUGACUCUGCCCGGGCUGCCCGUGUGGGCGCAGAACGACACUGAGCCCAUAGUCCUGGAGGGCAAGUGUUUGGUGGUAUGCGACUCCAAUCCAGCUACAGACGCCAAGGGCUCUUCCUCGUCUCCCCUGGGGAUCUCAGUCCGGGCAGCUAACUCCAAGGUUGCCUUCUCUGCCGUGAGGAGCACCAACCACGAGCCAUCGGAGAUGAGCAACAAGACACGCAUUAUUUACUUCGAUCAGAUCCUAGUAAAUGUGGGCAAUUUUUUCACAUUGGAGUCUGUCUUUGUAGCACCAAGGAAAGGAAUUUACAGUUUCAGUUUUCAUGUUAUCAAAGUCUAUCAGAGUCAAACAAUUCAGGUUAAUCUGAUGCUAAAUGGAAAACCAGUAAUUUCUGCAUUUGCUGGAGACAAGGAUGUUACACGUGAAGCUGCUACUAAUGGAGUCCUACUCUACCUAGAUAAAGAGGAUAAGGUUUACCUGAAACUGGAGAAAGGUAAUCUGGUUGGAGGAUGGCAGUAUUCUACGUUUUCUGGCUUUCUGGUAUUCCCCCUAUAAAGUCUGAUUUCUCUGUGACAUCCAUCCAGGUGUGGAGCAGCCAAUUCCCUCUGUUAUUUGAAGAUCAUUUUUAUCGUCAUUGGAUUGAUGUUUCUUAUUGGUUUCUCAUGGGUGAAUAUGGAUUCUCUUUAAGGCUCCUGGGCUUGUCUGAACCACUAUGAAGUUUCACAGAAUUUUUGUGUUUAAGUCUAUUUGGACUGAGAUGUUAAGCAGACAAUCCAUAUCAAUGCUUAAUGGUUACAGUCAGAAGCUGCUUGCAAGAUUUAUUCAGAAUUUCAUUGACUGGACAUACCAGAGUCAUUGAAGGUGUGGAAUUUCAUGGUUUUAAAAGGACUGGCAACCAGGUCUAUAAAUUAGGACAAUUUGCAUUCCAACUUCAAUCAAGAAUUUGUGUCUUGCUGCCAAAGAACUGUUUAUUGAGAUAUUGGUUUUAUUUGUUUUUAUUUUUUUCUGAACUUUGUUUUGUUCUCCUGAGAUAACUGGCAAUUGUUAUUCAAUGACUGGUUUUGUGUCUUCUCUACAUGUAGAGUAUUGGAUGGCUGACCCAUCGAUGUACCCUAAAUCAGUGAUCAUAAACAUGGCAGCCCUAAAGGGGAAAGGGGAUGCAUCAUAGUUGUAUUUUAAUUGUAUACAUGAAAGAUUCAUAUUUUCCAAGUUAUAUUUUCUAAUAGCAAGAAUAGAUCAUAAGUCUGACAAAGGGGAAAAAUGUUGCUUACCCAUGUUCUGAGUGAUCAAUUCACAAACCUUGGCAAAAUUAUGCUCCUCUGCAGGAAACUGUAUACUUUAUUGUUCAACUUUAAUUAACGUGAUUGAUAAUAACCACUUUAUUAAAAACCUAAGGGAUUUUUUCCUUAGACACAACCACUUUAUUAGCAGGAGAUGAGAUCGCCUUGUUUUUAAUUAUGUCUAUUUUUCAAACCUUCAGUUGUGUUCUAGGUAUCAUCUGGUUUUGCCUUAACUCCUCAAAUUGUAUAUACUUGUAGAUCAUCUGUUUAGCUAAUAUUAAAUCUAAAUAUCCCAUAUCUAAACUUGGUGCAAUAUCUCCUUGUCUUUUGUACAGGUCAUAUGAGUUCAUCCUUUAUUUAUUAUGUUACUGUUCACAGAAUAAAGGUUAAUAUAUGUUAGCUGGAUGUUUUUGACCCUUGGGUUUUAGAGAUUUGUGUUAUAUUUCUUUCUGCGUGUGGCUACUUUUCAAAUGAGACCUUUUGAAUUUGGGGAUAACGUCCUAUUGAUUCUUUAUUUCAUUUAAUCUUGCCAAGUUCUGGUGCAGCUUGUAGAAUGAUAAGUCAAUGCACUUAGAAAGUAAUUCUUUCAAAGAGACUUAUCAAGUGGAGAGGGAAAAGCAAACACCCAGAUUGUCAUGAUGAUGAUAAGUAUAUAAAUGAGUGAUGUUGAGCAAAACUCUAUAUGUUUCUUAAUAUUAAGCAAAUGAAUAACAUGGAGUUGCAAUCAGGUCUUUUGUCAAUGAAGAUGCUAACAUGGCCUUGUGUUGUUAUUGUUGUUGUUUAUUAUGAGACUGUCAUAUUUUAAAAAGUCAUUAUAUGUAGUAAGAAUAGCAUUGAACUGGAUAUCAGAAAGUUUGGAUUCUUAUGUCAACUUUACAAUUAAUUGGUUUAUGGUCUUGGACAAAUCAAUUGAUCUUUUGGGACCUAAGCUCACUCAUUUGUAAAAUGAGGGGUUCAGACUAGAUGAUCUUGAGUGUCCAUAUAAAUGCCAUGGUUCUCUGACUUUAUAUUACAGAAAUCUCUAGAUUCAUAUUGUAUUUACUGGCUUGAAACCAAAUAGAAUGUUUUAGGAAAGCCAAUGCCAUCUUUGAGGCCUCAUCUUGUAUAUCCUUUGAAUAGGAUACCAAGAACAUUUAACUACAUUUAUUUAGGAUCAUGAUUUUCAUAAGGCUUUCUGUACUUAAAUUAUUUUAAAAUCUU